Messenger RNA from Cyprinodon variegatus (sheepshead minnow), 3601 nucleotides. RefSeq names its product ubiquitin carboxyl-terminal hydrolase 11-like (gene usp11). The record is from RefSeq and is a predicted model, not a curated record. The transcript has 20 exons. NCBI's taxonomy places the organism in Eukaryota, Metazoa, Chordata, Actinopteri, Cyprinodontiformes, Cyprinodontidae. Gene Ontology annotation, biological process: protein deubiquitination. Gene Ontology annotation, molecular function: cysteine-type deubiquitinase activity.
UCAUCAUUUUGGGGCAGAACCGGUUCCUUCUUCCGCAAAUAGAGUUCUGCUUCUGGUUCUCUGCUCCUCCAGGCAGCGGAGCCUCCGCUCCGACAUUAAUGACUGAAUGACCGGCAGCAUGACGGCCAACAGCCGCUGUUCGGCCGCGGAGCCUCCGGGUCUGGAGACCCAGCGGCGGGAGAUCGAAAGCCUGCUGCGGGACAGCGAGCUCAGGGCUGGGGACAGCUGGUACAUUGUGGACCGGCGCUGGUUCGAGCAGUGGAGGGAGUUUGUGGAGAGCGGAGACCAGAACUCAUCGUCCUUCCCAGGUCGGAUCGACAACGCAGAGCUGUUUGAGGACCUGGACUCGUUCCACCUGAAGGAGCGGCUGGUGGAGAACGAGGACUUCACGCUGGUGCCGGCGGCGGCGUGGAACAAGCUGCUGCUGUGGUACGGGAUGAUGGACGGACAGCCGGCGCUGGAGCGGAAGGUGGUGGACCUGCCCAGCACCAUGAAGGUGGAGGUCUAUCCUGUGGAGGUCUUCCUGUGUCUCCAUAGCAACAUGGAGAACGUGGUCAGCGCGCGUUUCAGCCGCACCGACAGCAUCUGUGCGGUCCAGUCGGCCGUGUGCCGGGCCUUCUCCGUUCCUCCGGGCUCAGAGUGCCGUCUGUGGAUGAAGAGCUCCGACAGCAGCUGCGAGCGGCUGAGGAACGUCCACAUCAGCGUUCUGGACUCCUGCCUGAGCUCCGGGAUGACGGUGAUCAUGGAGACCAGGAACGCCGACGGAACCUGGCCCAGUUCCAGACCUCAGAUCAUCUUGAUGAGGCAAACAGAACCAGGACCAGCAGAAUGUCCAGCAGAACCUCCCUGGUUCUGGUCCACCUCAUUCUGAUGUUAAAGGGUAGGAGCUGAGGUUCUGAUGGUGGUCCGGUUCUGCUCCUCCCUGCAGUGCCUGAGCAACACGCCCCCUCUGACCGAGUACUUCCUCCAGAGCUCCUACCUGGACGAGUUGAAUUUCACCAACCCUCUGGGCAUGAAGGGCGAGAUCGCCGAGGCGUACGCCGACGUCAUCAAGCAGAUGUGGUCCGGACGCCAUUACUCUGUGGUGCCGCGGGUGUUCAAGACCAAGGUGGGUCACUUUGCGUCGCAGUUCCUGGGCUACCAGCAGCACGACAGCCAGGAGCUGCUGUCCUUCCUGCUGGACGGGCUCCACGAGGACCUGAACCGGGUCAAAAACAAGGAGUACAUCGAGCUGCGGGACGCCGACGGACGGCCGGACCAGGAAGUGGCAGAGGAGGCGUGGCGGAACCACCUGCGGAGGAACGACUCCGUCAUCGUUGACACUUUCCACGGCCUCUUCAAGUCCACGCUGGUCUGCCCCAAGUGCAACAAGGUGUCCGUGACCUUCGACCCCUUUUGCUACCUGAGCGUCCCGCUGCCCGUCAGCAAGGAGCGCGUCAUGGAGGUCUUCUUCGUCUCUCUGGACCCCCACGCCAAGCCGGUGCAGCAUCGGGUCGUGGUUCCUAAAGCAGGAAAAGUGUCGGACCUCUGCGCCGCUCUGUCGGAGAUGGCCGGCGUCCCGCCCACACAGAUGGUCGUCGCUGACGUCUUCAAUCAUCGCUUCUAUAAAAUCUACAACCCAGACGAAUCUCUGAGCUGCAUCCUGGACCGGGACGAUAUCUUUGUGUAUGAGCUGAGCGAGCAGAACGAGGAUUCUGUUCUUCUGGCGCUCUACCUGAGGGAGCGCUCCAACUACAGGGACUACGGGACCGGCAGCAACUCAUACGGCGCCUCGCUGUUCGGACACCCGCUGCUGCUCAACGUGCCGCGCAGCAGCUGCAGCCAGGAGGCGCUCUACAGCCUGUUCCUGCAGAGGCUAGCGCGCUAUGUCCGACCUCCUGACCCUGCUGAGGAGCUAGAGGAAGAGGAGGAGGAAGAGGAGGAGGAGGAGGAGGAGGAGGAGCUGUAUAAACCCCAAACCAACGGCGUCAGUGACGAUGAGCAGGAUCGUCCAGAGGCCGCCGGACCAUCUGAACCAGAACCGUCUCCAAACGGCCCAUCGGACAGCGCCGCCUCAGCAGAGGUCAACGCCUCCGGGGACCAGGGAGACACGGAGGUCAGCAACGGCUCCCAGAGCCUCGCCACCGACCCUAACGGAACCAACGCCUGCGGGGACCUGGGAGCGGAUUCUGGGCCUCCUGAUACCACAGAAGAAGAGAAGGAGGACCACAAGCAGGAGGAAGCCCGAUCCCCCAGUCCUCCAGCCAAUGAGCAUCCAGCAAAGAGGCAGGCCUGUCGCAGGAGGAGGCGGAGCCUGUUCACCAUCCAGGCCGUGAACUCCAACGGGACGACGGAGCGAGGGAUGGGGGAGGGGGGCAGCGCCGUGUCCUUCAGCUCUCAGCCGUACGUGGCCAUCGACUGGGACUCGGACAUGAAGAAGAGGUUCUACAACGAGAAUGAGGCCGAGCGCUACGAGAAACACGCCAGCAUGGAGGUUCCCCAGCAGCAGAGCACGGUCCAACUGCAGGACUGCAUCGAGCUCUUCACCAACAUGGAGACGCUGGAGGAGGAGAACCCCUGGUAUUGUCCCGUCUGCAAGAAGCACCAGCUGGCCACCAAGAAACUGGACCUGUGGUCCCUCCCUGAGGUUCUGAUCAUCCACCUCAAGAGGUUCUCCUACACCAAGUUCACCAGAGAGAAACUGGACACCAUAGUGGACUUCCCCCUCAGGGAUCUGGAUUUCUCCAGGUUCCUCCUGAGGAAGGACUCGUCCAAUCAGGAGCCUCCAAGCCGCUAUGACCUCAUCGCCGUGUCCAAUCACUACGGAGGGCUCAGAGACGGACACUACACCAGCUACGCCCAGAACAAGGACAGCGCUCAGUGGUUCUACUUCGAUGACAGCAAAGUGACGGUGGCCUCAGAGGACCAGAUCAUGACCAGCGCCGCCUACGUCCUGUUCUACCAGCGCCAGGACAAGAUCCGCAAACCAACGCUGCCCGCCCCCAGCUCAGGCUCCGCCCCCAGCUCGCUGUCUGACGAUGACAUCACAGAGGCGGCCGCUGACUGUGAUCAGGCGCCGGACUCUCAGGUUGAUUCUUAUUGAUUUGGACCAGAACCGGUCCUGAUUCUGGAGGAACCGAGCAGCAAAAAUACAAGCUUUAAAGUUUUCUCCUCAGAUUAAAUCAAAUUACCAAUCUGCUGUUUUUGUUUUGUUUUUUUCUCCGUCUGAAAACAAUUUUUCUUUUUUCCAAACAUCCAGUUUGUGAUUUCAGGAAGAACUAUUCUGGUUCUGGCGCCGUGGGCCCAGAUUGGGCGGCGCCUCGGAACCGAUCUGUCAGGGAUUUUAAAACAUCUGUUUGUAUAUUUAGCUGUUUGUUUUUUCUUCAGAUAUUUAUUUGUAAUGAUUGAUCUGAUCGGCUGGUGACAGGAUUUAUUUUCAUAUUUAUAGAUGGGGGGGGUGUACAGUAUUUUUGUAAGUAAUGUCAGAUUAUUAUCAGAUUAUUAUUCCAGGGUGGAGCAGCAGGAACCACUGGGCUCAUUUCUGUCUUUUCUGUCAAAUAUCAGAGGAAAUUAUUUUAUUGUACUUGAAUCUUUUAUAUGAAUUAAAUGCUUCUUACCACCA